AUGUUCGAACGCCAUUUCGAUCCUUCGACUCGGUGGUAUCAAGAGCUGGACAGGGACGAUAUCAACUUCUACUUUGAAGUCCAGGUCAGGCGAGCCUACGGCAAACCCGACCCAAAGCGCAGAAUCUUGCUAGAACAGAUCACUUGCUUCGAGGUCUCCGAGUUAUGGUAUGAGAAAGCAACCCCAGAGGCCCAAACUGAUGACGAGGACAUGACGGAUGACGAGGAAUGUAACGGCAAAGUCACACAUCUCGCGGCCGCAGCGCAGCGGAUGAAGGCUUCGAUUACAUUGCCAGCAAGCGCACUGGCACAGAGACAGAGAGUUGGGACAAUGAUCAUGUCGGCAAAGAAGGGCUCGACUCAGGCAUGGCAAAACGUACAGGCAGAGGCAUAA
Messenger RNA from Letharia lupina, 393 nucleotides. RefSeq lists its product as uncharacterized. The record is from RefSeq and is a predicted model, not a curated record. The transcript has 3 exons. The coding region runs from base 1 to 393 and encodes 130 amino acids. Lineage: Eukaryota; Fungi; Ascomycota; Lecanoromycetes; Lecanorales; Parmeliaceae.